Molecule: messenger RNA, 1430 nt
Organism: Prosopis cineraria
Lineage: Eukaryota; Viridiplantae; Streptophyta; Magnoliopsida; Fabales; Fabaceae
Product: geranylgeranyl pyrophosphate synthase, chloroplastic-like
Exons: 1
Coding region: 123-1241 (372 amino acids)
Biological process (GO): isoprenoid biosynthetic process
Molecular function (GO): geranylgeranyl diphosphate synthase activity
Source: RefSeq, a predicted model, not a curated record
CCCUAUUCAUGAAUCAAAGAGCCAGCCCUCUGGUUCCAUGUUUCUCCUAUGAAACUUCCCUUCCGCUCUUCUCUCCCUCUAUAUAUUGAUAUCUCACCCCCACCCUCCCUCACCGGAUAAGCAUGAGUUCAGUGAAUCUUGGCGCGUGGGCUCGCCCCAGUUCGAUGUUCACCCAAGUGAGCAGAUCCAGAUCCCCAACUUUUCAUCUCUUCCAUGGUCUCAGAAAAUUACCCAUUUUCUCCCUCCCUCCCAAGCCACCAAGCCAUGGAGUCUCUCCCUCUUUCUCCUCUCUUUCAGUCGCUGCGGUUCUCACCAAGGAAAACGCCGUCAAGGAUUCUGAGGAGGAGAAACCCGGUUUCAAUUUCAACGCCUACAUGCUUGACAAGGCUAAUAAAGUGAACCAAGCCUUGGAUGCUGCUGUUGCCAUGCGCGAACCCGAGAAGAUUCACGAGGCCAUGAGGUACUCGCUUCUCGCCGGCGGCAAGCGCGUGCGCCCAAUGCUCUGUAUCGCCGCAUGCGAACUUGUCGGCGGCCACGAAUCAACGGCCAUGCCCUCGGCUUGCGCCGUCGAGAUGAUUCAUACUAUGUCGCUAAUUCACGACGAUUUGCCCUGUAUGGAUAACGAUGAUCUGCGGCGAGGAAAACCGACAAAUCACAAGGUCUUCGGGGAGGACGUCGCGGUUUUGGCCGGCGAUGCUCUUCUGUCUUUCGCGUUUGAGCACGUGGCCGUUGCAACCGUGGGCGUUGCGCCGGCUCGGGUAGUUCGGGCGGUUGGGGAGUUAGCCAAGUCGAUUGGCGCCGAAGGACUGGUCGCUGGGCAAGUUGUGGAUAUAGCUUCGGAGGGAUUAUCCGAUGUGGGCUUGGAGAAGCUAGAAUUCAUUCAUAUUCACAAAACGGCGGCGUUGCUGGAAGCCGCGGUUGUGCUGGGAGCCGUCGUGGGAGGUGGGUCGGAGGAAGAGAUUGAGAAGUUGAGGAAGUUCGCGAGGUACAUUGGAUUGCUGUUUCAGGUUGUCGAUGACAUUCUCGACGUUACGAAAUCAUCGGAGGAAUUGGGCAAAACAGCAGGAAAAGACUUGGUGGCUGAUAAGGUCACUUAUCCUAAGCUCCUUGGGAUCGAGAAAUCGAGGGAGUUCGCUGAGAAAUUGAUCAAAGAUGCGCAGGAUCAGCUCUCUGGGUUUGAUCCGGAGAAGGCCGCCCCAUUGAUUGCUUUGACCAAUUACAUUGCUUACCGUCAAAAUUAGGUUGCUCAAUUUAUUUGUUUAGUUUUGGAUGAUUGCAGUUUCUGAAAUCAUGGCUUAUACAUAAGCUGUCACUCAUGUAACAGGGGAUGCCUCCAAAUACUCUCCUUUUCUCCUCCGUGCCUCAAUCUUAUACAAUAUAGUUUUGAUGCUCCAUCCUGUCUGCAAUAAUAUUUCCUCCUUUCAAAGUUA